GAGAGAAACCGAAGGGAGGAGUCAUAGAAAGGAGAGCAGCUGUAGCUACACUCGUUACUUCAUCUUAACCAAAUUUACACCAAAUACAGUAACACGCAAACCAGAAAAAAAAAAAAUCUAUAUAAUUUUUUCUGUCAUUGAACCAACUGUAUAUGCAGUCAGGCUAGCGCUAUGGCUAAAUCUGUGAAGUCUGGAGUUUAAGUGAAGGAGGAAGAAAAAGUUUUGUUCUUGAGUGCUUUUAGUUUUUGAAGUGGAGUCUGGGGAGAGAGCAACAUUUUUGGCUCCGCGAAAACAUCUGUAAUCAAAGAAAAACGACCUAACUUUAAACAAACAAACAAACAAAACCAAAAAGGAAGCAGGAAAUUUGUCUGGGAGAGGGAACUUUCAAACACGAGUCAAAUCAAGGAGAGUUUAAGUAAUGAGAAGCCAUCAUGGAAGCCCAGUCCCACACCACCACCGCAGCUGAGAAGAAGAAAGUUCAAAACUCCAUUGUGAAGGCCUCCACUCGAACAGAUGUUAGUGAGAAAGCAGUUGCCUCCAGCACAACUUCCAAUGAGGAUGAAAGUCCUGGACAGCCUUAUCAGAGAGAAAGAAGAAACGCAAUCUCAAUGCAGCCACACUCAGGAGGACAAGGUCUUGGAAAAAUCAGUGAGGAGCCCUCAACAUCCACUGAGGAGAGAGCCUCGCUGGUGAAAAAGGAGAUCCAUGGAUCCCUUUCCCACCUGGCCGAACACUCUGUCCCUUACCGCGGGACGCUAUUCGCGAUGGACCCAAGAAAUGGUUAUAUGGAUCACCAUUACCCCCCACCACAUCUUUUCCCAGCCUUCCACCCUCCUGUUCCAAUUGAUGCCAGGCAUCACGAGGGCCGCUACGUGUACGAGCCGUCUCCUGUCCCUCCGCUGCAUGUGCCUCCUGGUAUCGCAGGCAGUCCUGCAUUCUCCGACAUCUCCCUGAUCAGGAUUUCACCUCACAGGAACCCUUCAGCAGCGGCCGAGUCUCCCUACAACCCUCCUCACCCCUACAUUAACCCCUACAUGGAUUACAUAAGGUCCCUGCACAGCAGCCCUUCCCUGUCCAUGAUCUCAGCUGCCAGGGGACUCAGUCCCACCGAUGUACCACAUGCGGGCAUUAGCCCAGCUGAAUAUUACCAUCAAAUGGCCCUCCUGGCAGGUCACAGGAGUCCAUAUGCUGACAUCAUUCCUUCAGUAGCAACCACAGCAGGGGUAGGGGCCACGGCGCUCCAUAUGGAGUACCUGCAAGCCAUGGAAUGUUCCAGGUUUCCCAGUCCCAGGCUGUCAGCUCGCCCCAGCCGCAAGAGAGCCCUGCCUAUUUCCCCUCUCUCCGACCACAGCUUUGACCUACAGACCAUGAUAAGGACAUCUCCAAACUCCCUGGUCACCAUCCUGAAUAAUUCCAGAAGCAGCUCCUCAACUAGUGGCUCAUAUGGCCACUUAUCUGCAGGUGCAGUAAGCCCUGCUCUGAGCUUUGCCUACCCUCCUACCCCUGUGACCCUCCAGCAAAUGCAUCAGCAGUUAAUGAGUCGUCAGCCAAGCAUAGGCUCUGCCUUUGGACACAGCCCUCCCCUCAUCCAUCCUGCUCCGACUUUUGCCACCCAAAGGCCCAUCCCCGGUAUCCCAAAUGUCCUGAGCUCAGCACAAGUCAACACCGGGCCCUCUGAGUCCACACAGAACAAGCCCACUAGUGAGUCAGCAGUGAGCAGUACGGGAGACCCAAUGCACAACAAGCGCUCCAAGAUUAAACCAGAUGAAGACCUUUCCAGCCCAGGUGCAGGAAGCACGCAGGAACAGCCUGAAGGAAUGACCUUGGUAAAGGAAGAGGGAGACAAGGAUGAAAGCAAGCAAGAGCCUGAGGUGGUAUACGAGACAAACUGCCACUGGGAAGGCUGUUCCAGAGAGUUCGACACACAGGAACAGUUAGUCCAUCAUAUUAACAAUGACCACAUCCACGGGGAGAAGAAAGAGUUUGUCUGUCGCUGGUUGGAUUGCUCCAGGGAGCAAAAGCCUUUUAAGGCCCAGUACAUGCUGGUGGUUCACAUGAGGAGACACACAGGGGAGAAACCACACAAGUGCACGUUUGAAGGUUGUAUUAAGGCCUACUCCAGACUCGAAAACUUGAAAACCCACUUGCGGUCUCACACUGGAGAGAAACCAUACGUCUGCGAACAUGAAAGCUGCAACAAGGCCUUCUCCAACGCCUCGGACCGAGCCAAGCACCAGAACAGAACCCAUUCAAACGAGAAACCUUACAUUUGUAAGAUCCCUGGCUGCACAAAGCGUUACACUGACCCAAGUUCCCUCCGAAAACACGUUAAGACUGUCCAUGGCCCCGAGGCUCACGUGACGAAGAAGCAGCGUGGAGACAUCCAUCCACGACCUCCUCCCAGAGACCCUGGAAGCAACUCCCAAUCCAGAUCCCCAGGACAGCACCCUCCAGGGGGCUUCGGAGACCAAAGGGAUUACAACCACACUACCUCAAAGCAGGACGAUUGUCUGCAGGUUAAGACAAUAAAAACAGAGAAACCUAUGGCGUCUCAGCCAAGCCCUGGCGGUCAGUCUUCAUGCAGCAGUGAACAGUCCCCCAGCAGCAACAAUUCCAGCAGUGGAAUCGAGCUUGCUCUGAACAGUGGAGGCAGCAUGGGAGACCUCAGUGCCAUUGAGGAGGCCCCCAUCAUGGAUUCUACAGUGUCCACAGCAACCGCAGCACUCGGCCUGCAGGCCCGGAGGAAUGUGGCAGGGAUGAGAUGGAUGGAGCAGGUCAAAAUGGAGAGGCUGAAACAAGUCAAUGGAGCCCUACCAAGGCUGAGCCCCGUUCCACCUCCGAAAGGCCCAACCCUGCCUCCCGUUUUAGGAAAUGGCUCACAGCCCGGCUCCUACAGUACUGGCGGUGGAUCCAUGACCAUCCUUCCCAAUAGGAAUGAGCUCUCCAUCACUGACAUCACAGUACUGAACCUGUUGAACGACCGACGGGACAGCACCACCAGCACCAUAAGCUCAGCCUACCUGAGCAGCCGGCGCUCUUCAGGAAUCUCUCCCUGCUUCUCCAGCCGGAGGUCCAGCCAGGCCUCGCAGGCCGAGGGGCGGCACCACAACAUCAGCGUGACAGACUCUGCGUACGACCCCAUCUCCACAGAUGCUUCUAGACGCUCCAGCGAAGCCAGCCAGAGCAGCGGUGGGAAUGGCGGAGGCUUGCUGAACCUCACCCCUGCCCAGCAUUACAGGCUCAAGGCCAAAUAUGCUGCUGCUACUGGGGGACCGCCACCAACACCGCUGCCCAACAUGGAACGCAUGAGCCUAAAAACCAGAAUGGCAAUGAUGGGCGACUGCAAGGAAACUGGGCUUUCUCCUUUGCCACCUGUGAAUGUGCCGCGGAGAUGCAGCGAUGGCACGGCUAAUGGAUAUGGCAGGAGGGGCCUUUUGCCUCAUGAAGCACUAGGAAACAGUAUACGAAGAGCCAGUGACCCUGUAAGGACAGUAUCUGACCCAUUUAACCUCCCCAGGGUCCAGCGGUUCAACAGCCUCAAUAGUGUGAACCCUCUCCCCAUGCCUUCAUUAACAGAAAGGAGGAACUUGAGCCUCCAGAACUACAACCGCUCUGAUGGCAACCUGCGUCGCCCCAUGUAUUCACCUUGCCCCCCCAGCAUCAGCGAGAACAUUGCCAUGGAAGCAAUGGCAAUGGAAGCAGAGGGUCUCCUUAGCGAUGAGGACAUCCUGCCCGAUGAUGUGGUGCAGUACCUUAACUCCCAGAACCAGGCACUGUACGACAACCUGAACAUCAUGCCAAGAAGCGAAGGCCCCCAGGACAUCACAGCAGGCAUACCUGAUAGGUAUGACCAGUUGCAGGCACCAGCAGUAGGCCAGCAGUACCAUAGCCCUGAGCAUGAAACAAACAAGGACGACAUGCCUAUCCAGUGGAAUGAGGUCAGCUCAGGGAGCACUGACAAGUCACCUCCCAAGCUGAAGUAUGGACAGCGACCACCAGCCAGCCAGCCCAACCGUACCUUUGGACUGUUUAACAACAUGGUGGUACAGCAACAACAACACCACCAGCAGCAGCAGCAGAACAUACCUAGGGACAACCAAAAUGUGUAUGCCAUCCAACAAAAUGGCUACCAGCAAAAUAUUGAGAUGGACCCAUAUAAUGUCCAGGAUGCUUUGGGUAAUACAAACAAUGCUGGCAGUGCUCUUGGCGUACAGAUGAACAAAGGGCAACAGCAAUACAGACAGAAUUUUGGGAAGGUUGAUAAUUCUUACAACGGGUGCUCACAGAUUCAGGAUAUCAGAAGCAAUGGCAUACAGAUAGUGAAUGACAACCAACACAACAUCAUGCAGGCCUCUGUGGCAGCAGGACGCCAAAUUGCCAACAUGGCUGGUGAACUACAGCAGCAGGCACAUUCUAUCCAGCGUAAUUACAUGCAGACCCAGCCAAUGGUCCAGCAAAUGAAUGAAGGUUUACCCUUUCAAGGAUUGAACAGAGGGAACCCAAUGGCUAUGGGACAAUACCCCUCUCACUCUCUAUCUGCCCAAGGCCAAGUGCUGCAGGGCUAUUCUCAGUUAGCACCUGUUACUCAGCAAAACAGUGUGAUGUAUAAUUCCAACAGGCAGCAGCAGAGGAACAACAUGGCACAACAGGGUCAAUCGAGGAAUGGGAACCCAACAUUUCAGGGUACUAGUGUGAAGUUGGAAAUGCAGGACCAGCUACAACAGACCUCGUGCUCUGGGAUGCAGAAUUACCCAGGACAGGUAUUUGACCAAAACACGGGCGUCAAUCUGGCAGCCGGAAAGCCUGCCUCAUUCUCUGACCAGGAGAACAAUUGCAUGCUGGGUGUUACCACCAACAAUAACGAGCCCUCCGAGCUUCUGUCUCCAGGGGCCAACCAGGUCACCAGCACAGAGGAAAACAACAGCAAUAGCCUGGACAAUGUUCAGUUGGAUUUUGAUGCCAUCCUGGAUGAUGGGGACCAUGCUAGCUUAAUUUCCGGGGUCUUGAGUCCAAGUAUCUUUCAGAACCUUUCCAGGAACUCUUCCCGCCUCACCACUCCUCGAGCUUCAAUGCCAUUCCACAGUGUGCCUGGCGGCCUCACCAACAUGGCUGUUGGGGACAUGAGUUCUUUGCUGACCUCCCUUGCAGAAGAAAGCAAAUUUCUUGCCAUCAUGCAAUAGACAUUCAUGACUGGUAUAUUGAACUACAGGAAAAAGGACUUUUAAUUGACAAAAUUUAAUAAAACAAAAUCAAAGUGAGACGUGUUGUAGCCAUCUCAUCCUUGGAAAGGGAUGCUUUUAAAGUAUAUUCCUUUUCUGGAAUGAAGACUUUUUUUUUUAGCCCUUAUUUUUUAUAUAUUUUUUAUUAUUAUAAUAUUAGGAAGAUAUUGUAAUUGAAACAGUAUUCUGUGUAUUGUCACCGUUUUUGCUGUAAAGUGUAGAUACACUGCAUGUUAUAAGGUCAAAUCUAAACACUGUCUUCAUUGGUUAGUAAGGUGAUCCAUCUGGUGAUGUUGUGACUGAAGAGCAAUUAAGUGGACAUCUGCAUAGAAGCUGUCGGCACUACAGGUUAAAACGGGUUUAAAAAUCACACACAACUGGACCCAAAGGAUGUGUUUUUUCAUUCUUGUUUGCUGACGUGUAUACUUCAAAGCUUAAGUCUUCCAAGCCGCAGUAUGUGUUCUUCUGCAUACACUUUAUAUUACAUGAUUACACACACCGUCCUGAUUGGGAACUGGUAAUGGUGUAAUUGUGUAUGAGUAUUGUUUAGUAGCACAUAUAUACACUGCAUUUGUCUAUGUGUGUGUACACUGUGUGUAUGUAAUUUCUUUGUACAUUGCAUGUUCAGAAUAUUCAUUUAUUGUUUUCAUACUUUCUGUUUGUUUGUUUGUUUUACAGUACAUGAAUAUUUGGAACAUGCCAGCGUGCUUUCUCUUGAAGUUAUAGAGAGAGUAUUUGAGCCCCUGGACUUGUAUUGAAUGCAUUGUGAUAGGACAAGAGAAUAUGUUGUGGUGUGUAACUGUUAUAGUGAACUGUGGGUUUUAUUUUCUUGUUAGGAAGACUAAAAGUCUCCAAAAAUGAGGAGUUAUAUGUUCUCACAAGUCUGAUUCAGUCUAGAUGUGAGGCAUACUAUACAUAUGCAUUCCGUAGUGCAGCAACCUGUUAACUAAACGAGUUAAGUCCCAUACUGUAGGUAUAAAUCUACACCAGGGUUCAUCAACCAGGGUUAAUGUGAACCAUCCAACCUCUGAUUGGAGAAUGCCUCCUUUAAUAUCACUUUACGUGGGAGCUGAAAACUUGAUUUGUUCAGUAAAUAUGUUGGGUAGAGCAUGUGUCCACUUUUGUGGGGGUACUGUAUGAAAAGUAUUAAUGUACAAUUUUGGCAGUGAAGUUUUCUUUAAAAAAAAAAAAAAAAAAAAAAAAUGGUUUCAGUAUUUGUUGCUGUAAAAGAAGGUACUGCUUUUUAUUUAGUGUUUUCUUUUUUUAGUAGUUUAAAGUGUAAAGCCUAGGUACAGCUAUGUAUGUCAGAGAUGUACCAGUGUUUGUUGUCCCCUGAAAAAAAAUUGAAGGGCUGUGUUCAUAAAGCCUGUUUAUCAAGGGUUUUCUAUUUAAUUGUGGUUACAUAAAUGCAAGCUGAGUUACACAUUUCAGGCUUAAAGGAGCUUUCAAUGAAAUUACAACUGUUAUUCAUACAAUGUAAACAGGAUUUACUGAGCCCCGAGUGUUUAAGGUAUGUGCCUUAUUUGCGUUCGUCUUACAAAGAGCUUAGCAGGAACACUGCCCAAUUCCAUUGUAAAGUAUUAACACUGUUUGACGUUUCUUGUAACCUGUAGCAUUUCAUUGUUUGAAAACCCGUUUUGUAAGCUCUUGUAUUUCCCCAUCGGUUUUUGGAAGGCAUUGUAACGCAUCUUGCAGGCUUGUAAAAUACACAACUUUUCAUUAUUUUUCUUUUCUUUUUUAGAGUUUUUUUUUUUAUAAAACCGUAAUUGCAAGUAAUCAUUUUUUUUUAAAUCUGUAAAUACAUUAUGUGCUAUCUAGAUUUAGAACUGACAUAAAAACAGGAUUCACUGGCCAACAUUUGAUGAAUUUUACAGCAGGGAUUCGAAGGUCCAAGCCUUGGCUCAGACAGAAGGCUCUGUAACAUUGUGUGCACAGAACAAUGUGCGUUUGCUGUCAGAACCACUUAGCUCUUUUAUAACUGAGGAAAAUGUUUGUACAAUUUUAAUAAAAAAAUAACUUUA
This is a messenger RNA of Polyodon spathula (Mississippi paddlefish), 7240 nucleotides long. Its product is annotated as transcriptional activator GLI3-like. Bases 432 to 5180 code for a protein of 1582 amino acids. The record is from RefSeq and is a predicted model, not a curated record. Gene Ontology annotation, cellular component: nucleus. Gene Ontology annotation, biological process: regulation of transcription by RNA polymerase II; smoothened signaling pathway. The transcript has 15 exons. Lineage: Eukaryota; Metazoa; Chordata; Actinopteri; Acipenseriformes; Polyodontidae. Gene Ontology annotation, molecular function: DNA-binding transcription factor activity, RNA polymerase II-specific; RNA polymerase II cis-regulatory region sequence-specific DNA binding.